Messenger RNA from Suillus plorans, 1194 nucleotides. Its product is annotated as ribonuclease H-like domain-containing protein. The coding region runs from base 1 to 1194 and encodes 397 amino acids. The transcript has 9 exons. NCBI's taxonomy places the organism in Eukaryota, Fungi, Basidiomycota, Agaricomycetes, Boletales, Suillaceae. The record is from RefSeq and is a predicted model, not a curated record.
AUGGCAUAUGACCCCUACCUCGGUAUCACUGCUCACUACAUUGAUGCACCCAUAGAUAAGCCAACCGACUGGGAACUCAAGUCGAGGACCCUUGCCUUCACUGGCAUUGAUGGUGAUCAUGGUGGUGCCAAUAUGGCUCGCAUCAUUACCAGAGUCGUUGACCACUAUGGUCUUGCUGGCAAUGAAAGUAUUGCAGGUGAGGUCGAGGUCGAGGAUGAUGAAGACUGGGUUCAUGCUAUGGAGCUUGAGGAGCCUGCUCUCGAGGGUGAGGAAGUAGAUGAGGUUAGUCUUUUGCCCCAAGCAAAGACAUACUUUGCCACGAUUUGUAAGAAGGAGGGCCUAGCCCCACUCCAGCUUAUCAAGUGGAUUCAAACUCGAUGGGGCUCCAUGUGUGACCUCAUCGAGCGACUCAUUGUCAAUUGUACAGUAUGGGUUAUUUUCCUAAACCGUUCUUCGAAGGUUCCAAAGCUCAAGGGUAAGAAGUAUGCUGACUAUGCAAUCACUGAUGAGGAGUGGAAUAUGCUGUCCCUCAUCGAAGAGGUGUUGAAGGAGCCUCGAGAUGCCCAGUCAAUGUUCUCUUCUGAGAAUCAGCCCACUGUGGGCAGGACUAUCCCAACUCUUGAGACACUUCAGGAGUGCUGGGUGAGGUUUGCAAGUAUGCUGAAGUUCAUAAAGCUCAAGACUGCCUUGAACAAGGGACUCAAGAAGCUGAAGAAAUAUUACCGCCUUGUUGACCAGAACAAUGUCUCUUUUAUUAACUUAGCCUUGGACCCCAACUUCAAGCUCAAGUAUACAAAAGAACAGUGGGACCCAGAGUAUUAUGAUGCAGGUAUGAUUUUACUCAAGGAAGUGUUUAAUGUAUAUGCAGCCAAUGCUGCAUCAAAUGAAGUACUAGAGGUUUCACCUCCAAAACCUGAUUCACCUAUCAAGGGGGGUGGAUAUGGCUCUACCAUGAUGCGUAAGGUAAUAAAGGCCCAUAUGGACUGUGAACCACGUGGCCAUGACUCCCACCAAGAGCUCAAGCAUUAUCUUAAGAGCCCUCUUGAGACUGUGGAUGAUUUGGUUAAGUGGUGGGGUGUACUGUGGGAAUUUCCCCACUACACCAAAAACAUCACCUAUUGGGAAUCUCCACAAUAUCAAUUAUUCCCACACCCUUCCCCACCUCACUGCAGCUUCACCACCACACCACAAUAG